Dalotia coriaria is the source of this 3233-nucleotide messenger RNA. It is a transcript of the gene Rox8, whose product is annotated as TIA1 cytotoxic granule associated RNA binding protein Rox8. The transcript has a single exon. Lineage: Eukaryota; Metazoa; Arthropoda; Insecta; Coleoptera; Staphylinidae. The record is from RefSeq and is a predicted model, not a curated record. Bases 449 to 1552 code for a protein of 367 amino acids. Gene Ontology annotation, molecular function: RNA binding.
GGUUUUGUGAAGUUUUGUGGGCGGAGCGUCAACGACUUGUUGCUAACUUCGCUCUCACAACGAAAAGCUUGUUUUCGAUCACAGCGAAUCGAUAAAGUCGACAAAGAAAAGUGAUUAGCCGCCUGGGAAAAUCGUCAAUUAGCGUAGUGCGCGUUCCAGAGUGCGGGCGAUCCACAGAUCGGCAGUCCGCGCUAAUAGACGCUCGGUUUUGGCCAGUCGGCCGCCACCGGCCAGCCAUUUUGUUUCGUUUGACAGCCAGUCGCGGCAGAAUAACACGAAGAGAAAGUCAGCCAUCCGCCGCGUUUCUGCCCUGGUGCUGCCGUCCGUGGCAAAUUAAGGCCGCCAGAAGCGCUCUCCCCGCGGUUCGACGCAAUACAUGCAUUUGUGAGCGGUCGGCGGCGCGGUAAGUGGGUGUGCGGGUGACGACUAGUAAACGGCCGGCGUCAUCAUGUCGGAAGAGAGCUUCCCAAAAACACUGUACGUGGGCAACCUCGACGGCACCGUGUCCGAGGAUCUGCUCUGCACGCUGUUCGCGCAAAUCGGUCCAGUCAAGGGCUGCAAGAUCAUCCGCGAGCCGGGCAAUGAUCCCUACGCAUUCGUCGAGUUCGCCAACCACCAGUCGGCAUCCACCGCACUGGCGGCGAUGAACAAACGCGUCUUUCUCGACAAAGAAAUGAAGGUAAACUGGGCGACCAGCCCGGGCAACCAGCCGAAGACGGACACGUCCAACCACCAUCACAUCUUCGUCGGCGACCUGUCGCCCGAGAUCGAGACUGACACGCUCCGCGAGGCCUUCGCUCCCUUCGGGGAGAUCUCCAACUGCCGGAUAGUACGCGACCCGCAGACGCUCAAGUCCAAGGGGUACGCAUUCGUCUCGUUCGUGAAGAAAGCCGAAGCGGAGACGGCCAUUCAAGCGAUGAACGGCCAGUGGCUGGGAUCGCGCUCAAUUCGCACCAACUGGUCAACGCGCAAGCCGCCGCCACCGCGCGCCGACAAGCCACAACAACGCAGCAAGCAGCCCACCUACGAGGAGGUAUACAAUCAGACCUCGCCGACCAACAGCACCGUCUACUGCGGCGGCUUCACGAACGGCAUCAGCGAGGACCUCAUGCAGCAAACCUUCGCCCAAUUCGGCGUGAUUCAGGACAUCCGUGUCUUCAAAGACAAAGGAUACGCAUUCAUCCGCUUCUCCAGCAAGGAGUCAGCGACGCACGCCAUUGAAGCGAUACACAACAGCGAGAUCAACGGCCAGGUAGUCAAAUGCUUCUGGGGCAAGGAAAACGGCGGUCCUGCCGGGGAUGGCGCCGCAGGUGCAGCAGCGCCUAGCAUCACACCCGCUCAAGGUCAACAAUACCCGUACGGUUAUGGUCAGUACUGGUAUCCGCAGGGGUAUGCUGCCGCGCAAGGCGGCUACAUGCAGGGCUACUAUCAGUACCCGAACUAUCCAGGACAAUAUUGUGUGGUGCCGCAGGGCCAAUGGGCCGGACAGGGCGCGCAACAGCCCAACACCCAAGUAUUGUAUGCGCCCAUGCAGAAGUACCCCUCACAGUGAGCGCAUUAACAACUUGAGUAACUAUCAAACACACACUCAUCGGUGUUUUGUCUGUUGCAUACGUUUGAUUCGAUAGCUGGUUUAUAAAUUAGCAAUAUAUAAUUAUCAAUAUAAAUGGGAUGAGUUAUCUUGUUUCGCGCGAGAAUGUAUCCGGAAAUCUCGCCGUUUUCUUGUGCAUUUGCGCGCGCAACAUAACAAUAUGACUUAAUUUUCGAAUGCAAAACCAUUGAAGGCUAUAAAUUUUGAAAUUCACUGUAAAUCACGUUCGUGUACGUUUCUCGCUUUAAACUUCUUGCCCAUGGUUUCAGUGUGGAACGUAAACGAGGAUCGAAACUGGGGAUAAUCAACAAUAUAUCAUAUUUAUUGUUAUAAACCUAAAAUAUCGAUAAACCCCACGAAUACUUCGACGAUGCAAAUGAAUAUUUGUUUGCAAUUAAUGCGUUUAUUUUGUUUCGCACGCAUUUUGUCAACUCUUUGAACUCUAGUAUAGUUUGUUCUUCUCUCUUUGAUUAAUGAGAGCGCUGAAACACACACACACACACACACACACUGAAAACGCCGCCGAAAUAAAUUCUUUGACAUUUUCACUCUCAACACACACACACUCACACGCACUUUGCAAGUGCAGCGCGCGCGCAGGAAAAUUGUAAAUAUCUAUUUUAUAUUAUAAAAACGUAUAUUGAAUAGUUGUUUCAUUUUUUUUUAAUGUAAAAUUAGUUAGGAACAAGCUAUACAUUGUGAUACAACCAGUAAUAUUUAAGUUUGUAUUAUAUUGGUUUGAUCACCAGUCAACGAACGAGAGCAGCGCAGGCGGACUGAGAGCGUGAGAUGUGCGAGUUGGUAAUUCUUAAGGCGAUUAGAAAUUAAGAAUUCUGAAAACAGAAACAGGCGCGAAAAUGUAUCGAGUGCUGCGGAACUGCGUGAGUUUCGGCAAACAACAAAACAAACGCACACGACGCUCCUCUUCCCAUUCGAAUGUAUCCCGGCGUCGAGAUGGACACGAUUCGUAGUUGAUAGUUUAGUUUUUUACGUUUUUUAUUGCAACGCCAAUGGGGAGCAUUUCGGGAGGAGCGCCGCGUGCGCGCUAGUGUAAAAAAAAUUACUCUAAACUCGUAGACGAUAUGUAUAUUAAGUAAUUUAGUCUAUAAAAGUUAAAGCAGAAAUACUAAUGCUAAGCGAAAACAGAAAUUGUAACUUAAAAAAGAGCGGCGUUCCCAUUUCUCUGCCCCCACACCCGAUGUGAAGAACAAACGUGAGUCGAAGUGAAGACACAAUAAUAACGAAUUUUCAGCUAAUGACUUAACGAUUUAAAUUAAUUAGUAACGAGCAUGAAAACGAAUGCAGAUGGUCGCGAUGAUAUGUGUGUGUGUCAGUGUACCAUGUCCCUUCCUUUUCGAUGAACGUGUUAAACGGUUGUUCACGCCCGCCCCCAAACCACAUAUGUACUAAAUUCUUGGGGUAAUGCCGAUCGCCGAUUUGUUUGGUGAUCACACUUGCAUCCCACUCCUCCCCCCGAAUCUACUUUAAGUACUAUUUAAGGAUGAACCAUGAGACAUGUGGUCAUAAUGUAUAAGUGAAACGAGGACGAUUUCGAGUGCGACGAUGAUUUUUGUAAUGAAAAUGAUAUACAUUCAUGUAUAUGCUAGUUGUUAAUGAUAAUAAAACUUCAGGUCUGGGAAAA